AUGGCAAGACUUACAUUCUCACUGUGCUUCAUUGGUUUUUUCUUGUGUCUCAUUAUGUGCACCAAUUCUGUGCAAGGGAAAACAUGGUGUGUAGCUCAAAGCCAGGCUACCGAACCGAAGUUGCAACAAGUUCUUGACUAUCUUUGUGGACAAGUCGACUGCAAGGAGAUUCAACCUGGAGGAUCGUGCUUUAACCCUAACACUGUGCGAAAUCAUGCGUCUUAUGCUAUUGAUCUUAACUUUCAAAUUAAUGGUGUAUGCGAUAUUAGUUACGCUACUCCUGCUGUCACAGAUCCAUGUAAGUUUCUUUUUGUAUUGGAAUAUUUUCUAAAGAAAUGCUCCGGCACAUCAAAUAUCGGCUUUCGGGACAUGUGUCUACCCGUAACUGAUGAAAAAUUCGUAAUCGAACGACACAUUGAAGGGAAGAUCAUAUUUUUUUUCAAAUUCUUGAAGGGUGAAAAGAAUAAAGCUAAUGGGAAAACAUGGUGUGUAGCUCAAAGCCAGGCUACCGAACCGAAGUUGCAACAAGUUCUUGACUAUCUUUGCGGACAACUCGACUGCAAGGAGAUUCAACCUGGAGGAUCAUGCUUUAACCCUAACACUGUGCGAAAUCAUGCGUCUUAUGCUAUUGAUCUUAACUUUCAAAUUAAUGGUGUAUGCGAUAUUAGUUACGCUACUCCUGCUGUCACAGAUCCAUCUUUCGGGACAUGUGUCUACCCGUAA
This is a messenger RNA of Lactuca sativa (garden lettuce), 723 nucleotides long. RefSeq lists its product as uncharacterized. The record is from RefSeq and is a predicted model, not a curated record. NCBI's taxonomy places the organism in Eukaryota, Viridiplantae, Streptophyta, Magnoliopsida, Asterales, Asteraceae.